Molecule: messenger RNA, 490 nt
Organism: Schistosoma spindalis
Lineage: Eukaryota; Metazoa; Platyhelminthes; Trematoda; Strigeidida; Schistosomatidae
Source: the annotation of a GenBank genome assembly
UGACGCUUGUUUAAGUGGGUCAUACAAGGAUGAAGCUUGUGAGGUUUCUUAUGAAAUUGUCCCAUGAGACGGUAACCAUUGAACUAAAAAACGGUACGCAGGUUCACGGAAGUAUUGCUGGUGUUGAUGUGUCAAUGAAUACACAUAUGAGGUCCGUUACUUUGACGCUUAAAAAUCGGGAUGCGAUUAACUUGGAUACACUAACUGUUCGCGGAAACAAUAUCCGAUAUUUCAUUCUCCCAGAAAGUCUUCCACUUGAUACACUUUUAAUUGAUGAAGGCCCUCCGAAAAGAAAACCUGGACGGGAAGAACGUCCUACUAUUCGUGGACGGGGUCGCGGUCUUGUUCGUGGUCGUGGACGCGGUGGACCUCGAGGACGUGGUCGUGGUCCUCCGAUGCGUUACUAAAAUCUUUCAUGUUAUGUAUAUGUCUAAUCACCGAGGACUAUCCCCACAAUUUUAUUUCAACAAUAAAAGUUUUGUAUAAAUGA